Messenger RNA from Meleagris gallopavo (turkey), 2772 nucleotides. The record is from RefSeq and is a predicted model, not a curated record. Lineage: Eukaryota; Metazoa; Chordata; Aves; Galliformes; Phasianidae.
ACUAUGUCCCAUCAGGAAUAUUGACCCUAGUGAUAAGCUGUGCAGCAGAUUAAAUGGAAAGGUUAGACUUUUCUUGUAGCAGUGUUUCUUUAGAGCAUCUUCCACUGCGCUUUACUGUAUCAUUCAAAAAUACACAUUUUCCUAGUUUGUGUACAUUUCUCUGUAGAGCUAAAGCUUGGUCUUUGAUGGAAUCCUAUACUGUCCCUAUGACAUCAGACUCUUUCUUUAUGCAUUAUGCUGGUGUCUAAUGUCAAAUGGGGUUUCAUUCCUUGACUUACUGGGAAGGGUGUAGGUGCUUACAAGAGCAACUGCAGUAACUAAUAGGAAGCAGUUUUAAUUUCUCACAGUAGACUUCUUCCAGUUCAUUUUCAUUACGACUGAAAGAGUAGCAGGAGCAACUGCAAGAGUUUCCAACACAACUUAGCAUGUAUUGUUUAGAAAAUAUUGAUGCUUUACUUUCUCUCUAAAAGCCAGGGUUAAUUUCCUGUUGUUCAGUUUAGAUUUCUCUCACUUUUAAAAGUCAGGCUCAGGUGACAACUUACUUGUAAAAGUGCAAGGAUCAGGACAAUAAAUGAAAGCAAAGUUUUUGAACAAACAGGAGAAAUUAAUUUUGAGCUGCUUAUAUAGGAAAAAUCUUGCAUCACUUUCCUUUCUCUCACUUUUCCAUUUCUGUGUCACCAAUUUCUUUGUCUGCCUUAACAGAGAGACUUAAUAAAAAAGCUUUUCUUUAGAUGAACUCCCCUUGUUUUGUCUGGUGGGCUGAUUGGUGUUAUUAAGAAUGGUGAAACUAAGCCAGUCACAUGUAACUACUAAGUAUAUGUGUAGCUUUGGUCAGAUCUAGGAUGUUUUGGUGAGUUUUAUUAGUAUGUACAGUUAAUCUACCUUCCUCUUGCUACUAGCCAGGAGUUUCAUAACCACCUACAUGUUAAAGUAAUUAUUCCAAAAAUGUCCUUUUCUGACUUAUAGUAGGGACUAUGAUUUACAGGUCAUUGUACACAAACAACCUUUGCAAAGGGUUGGAAAAGACUGAGAAAUAUCAGAAAAUGGCUUUUUCAAAUGCUCCAUAUUUUCAAAUGGCUGCUCUCACCUUCAUGCAUGAUCUUAUAGACUUCAGUUCAGUUUUGUGUUUUGUAGCUUAUACUGGGCAAGACUGCAUCAGAUGAUGUUGUCUUAGGAAGCUGGGAUACUGUGAGGGAAUUUCUACUGCAAUAGAAUAAAUGAGAUAAAAGCAGAGAAUAUAUUUGAGGAGAGUUCUUUACUGGCAGUGAGUUCCAUAAACUCACAACAAAAGGGUUAUAUGUAAGAUGCUGUCUUUGAGGAGUUAGAAUUUCUGUGUUUCUGGUGUUGGUCUGUCCCAGCUUUCUAGCCUUGCUGUGGUGACUUUCAUAGCGCCCUACUGUGUGCAUGUCUGUAUGUGUAUCUGUGUAUGUCUGUUUCCCUGCCUCCCUUCUGUUUAGCGGGUGAUCAGAGGCCGCAGCCAGAGCCUGGAUACCAUGGGGAUAUCUAUGAGAAAGCAGCAGCCAGCCACCAUGCCCAGCCGCCCAACGACAGCUGGCCUUGCUCUGAGCCAGAGUGUUGCCGAGGGCCCUAAGGCCAUUGCUGCGUCUUUUGCCUUGCCUGGUAGGAGCCCAUCACGUACUCGAACCAGCCGUUUCCAUGGGCGACGGAGUAGUGCCAUUGGCAUUGAGAACAUACAGGAGGAAAAGAGCAGGGACAUUGCAGAGAGGAUACAGAAGGUGGUAGACAGUCCAGAAACUUUGCUUGACCUGAAAUCUGAUGGAUCAUCCAGUCCCAGCUCCCCAGAGAUCCCCAGCAGGAAGAGCAAGUAGCCUUCUGAAUAAUCCUUUCUCCCAAGGACAUGGUGAAAGAAUGAACCCAGCCUAAGUAACAAGGUAGCAAACUCCCCAGGAUUGGGACUCUUUCCAAGUUUCAUCUGAAAAUGAAGCACUGUACUGUGUAUGUCCAAAUCCUAGGAAAAGUACACAGGUUUUGUGUGCAUGUGUUUUCCCUCCUCAGACACAUCUGAGUGGGGACAUCAAGCCAAUCAGGAGUGGACCGGAUGCUACUAAUUGUUUACCUCACUGAAGAUACUGGCAAGACUUUUUGGGUGAAAUGAGAGAACUGGCUAAGAGGAGCAUGAACUUAGAGGACCUCAAGGACUGUGGAGAGUCCAAGUGACACCACAUAAUGCUCCACUGGCAGUCCCUGGAGCAGGAAUCAUGGAGAGGAAGAAGGACAGAGAGAUUAUUUUGGAGCAUUUUGAUUCUAGGCUCUUCCCAUUGUCCAAUCAGCAAUUACUGAGCCAGACUCUACAAAUACUGGGGGAAAGGAGGCUACCUUGAGCACCUCCUCUUCCCUUAGACUUAUUCAGAAAGAGAAUUAAGUCAAAAGCAGAAGAACACAUUUCCACCUCUGUCUCUAGUAAGCACUAGAGAUGGAUGACAUGGUUUAGGAAAUGCAAUGCAAAGAAAGAGGAUGAAGAAAUCUGCUGAAGAAGGGUACUAAGGUGAUACUUAGUGGAAAUUUAGGUCCCAGCUCAUUUUAUUGAUUGGCUCUGCCAAGGGAGAAGUAUGUUAGCCUUCAUUUCCUCCAAAAUAUAUUUUGUAACCUCAUGAGGAAAUAUCUUCGGGCCUAUAUUGGCCUUGCCUUUACUGCUCUCCCUAUUGCAUGCUGGCAUGUAAUAUGCCUGGGGCUUUAGGUUUCAAUACUGCUUGUAGGUCGAGACCGGCCAUGUUUUGCAGUGUUUCUGAAUGAAUAAAUAUAUUUAAUAUA